Molecule: messenger RNA, 1248 nt
Organism: Diaporthe batatas
Lineage: Eukaryota; Fungi; Ascomycota; Sordariomycetes; Diaporthales; Diaporthaceae
Exons: 3
Coding region: 1-1248 (415 amino acids)
Molecular function (GO): 5-methyltetrahydropteroyltriglutamate-homocysteine S-methyltransferase activity; zinc ion binding
Source: RefSeq, a predicted model, not a curated record
AUGUCGUCCCUCCGCAAGCAAGGGCCCCCCUUCCGCGCCGAGCACAUCGGCUCCCUCCUGCGGCCCCACAAACUCCGCAACGCCAUGCUCACGCCCGGGGAGAUCAGCCAGGCUGAUCUUGCCGAGCUCACCAGCACUUCUGUGGCUGACAUUGUGGCCACGCAGUGCAAGCUAGGCUUCUGUGCGCCUACCGACGGCGAGUACCAGCGUAUCAUUUUCAUCGGCAACUUCCACCUGGCCCUUGCCGGCUUCGAAGAUGUCGUCGACCGGCCCAUCCCGAAAGAGGCCUUCCGCACCUACCUGCCUGAUGUCGCCGACUUUUUGCGACGCGGUGAGGGCAUACCGUAUACGACCAUGUGCACGGGGCGGAUCCGGCAUGAGUUGGAUCGGCCCAUCUAUGAGAAGGAGUUUGCCCAUGUGCAGUCAUUGGUGGAGGAGCUUGAGAAGAAAGGUGGAACUGGCCAGAGGGCCAAAAUUGUGCCCAAAAUCACUAUCAUCUCACCACUCUGGUAUUACACUCUGUACCGGAAGGGUCACGCCUAUCCUCAGGAUGUCUAUGCCAAUGAUGACGAGUAUUUGGCGGACUUGUCCCGAGCCUUUAGGAAGGAGAUUGAUUUGCUCUACGGGAUCGGGUGCCGAAACAUCCAGGUUGAUGACCCAUACUUGACAGGCAACAACAAAGGAUUCUGCGAUGAGCGAGUAAUCUCCGGCUUCAGGGAAGAUGGUGAAGAGCCGCUCGAGAUUUUGUCAAAGUACUUACAAUUUUACAACACUUGCCUUGAGGGAAAGCCGGCCGACUUGCAUGUCGGCAUGCAUAUGUGCAGAGGAAACUACAAGAACUCACGCUACUUCACAAUUGGGUCCUACAACCAUAUCGCCGAGACCUUGUUUGGAGAGUCCAAGGCCUUUGACACCUUUUACCUUGAGUACGAUGACUCCCGCUCCGGCACCUUUGAGCCGUUGCGCCACCUGCCCAGAGACAAGAACGUCAUCCUUGGCGUCGUGUCCACGAAGCACCCAGAACUGGAAGAUCUGGACGAACUCAAGGCCCGCGUCUUGCAGGCGGCCAAGUACGUUGCUGAGGGGACGGGUCAGACGCUGGAGCAAGCGUUGCAGCAGCUUGGCGUAAGCCCACAGUGUGGGUUCGCCAGUCAUGUGUUUGGGAAUGCGGCGACUUGGGAGGAUAUGUUGGGGAAGCUGAGGCUCGUCCGCCAACUUGCUGAUGAUUUGUGGCCUGGACAGCUUUAA